Messenger RNA from Hyalella azteca, 2035 nucleotides. RefSeq lists its product as uncharacterized. The transcript is spliced from 3 exons. NCBI's taxonomy places the organism in Eukaryota, Metazoa, Arthropoda, Malacostraca, Amphipoda, Hyalellidae. Bases 156 to 1238 code for a protein of 360 amino acids. The record is from RefSeq and is a predicted model, not a curated record.
CAGGUUUUUAUUGUUAGAAAAUUGUUUGGUUUUAUAAUUGGUUUGAAAACAGCAGGUAAAAUAAAUUUUCAGAUGCUUUAUUCAUGCCACAUUUUGGUUUGGGUCGAAGUGGGAGUUCUUUGAGUUGUUUAUAGAGCCCCUUGGCACCCUCUACCAUGGGUGAUCAACAGAAGGCAGCAAUAUGUGGCUCUGGUCCUCCAUCAAGUCUGCCAAAAUGGCUAAUAAAAACCCAUGCUAGGUAUGAUGCGGAUGAUGUAGCUUUUACACCUCCAUCUGAAGACGGCUCUCAUUUCUUCUCAUUGCACGUGGCUGUGCCAGAUGAAUCAAGCCAUGCCUCUCCUCUCCACAAGUCAACAUAUGAUCAAAUCAAUGAGGAAUUGGGAUAUGCUGAGCUUCCCAAUAGUUCCCUUGGUGGACGGCGCCUGAGUGUGGGUGGCAGAGUUAGUUCACCGCGAAGAACAAGUGGCUUAUGCCUUAGCACUGAGCUUCUGAGGGACUCUCAAGACCAGCGUAUUGAAAACCUCACAUCUGAAGACCAGCAUCGGUACCAAGUCAAGCCCCUCUUGGUGAUCCCUCGCAUCUUUUCCCAGGACUCAGGCAAAUGUUUGCCUGAUAGCCAGAAUCAAAACACUCAAAACCAACUAUUGCAAUCCCACAAGGAGCAGAAUACUGAAAACGAACGAGCACCAUCCGAAUCCAGCCUAGGUUCUCCUCACGCACAUAGAUCCCCUGUAGUUUCGCGAGGCGCAUCUCCAUCUCGUGAGCUUAAAGCUGAAGAUACAAGUUACAGCGCCGGCAUUCUUGAAAGUGUACGCAAUCUCUUCUAUAAUAAAUCUAGCUCUGAGAUUCAGAGCAGGCUUGGAAUUUCUCCUCAGAAUAAUCGGAAAAUAUCAUGUCCCCAGUUUAGCGGGCAGGUUCCUGAUGAGGUGGCACGUGAAGAAACGCAGUAUAUGAGCACGCAAGGAUUGGUAGUAGAACGCAGGAUGCCUUCUUACAACUCUUUCUUCUACCGCCCUGGCGAUGCUGGAAGUCAGGUGGCUAAGGCUGACAGCAAUGUUCAGGCAAGCGUGCCCCAAGCGUCUGGUGGCGUUCCUGUGCAGCCGUCAAAUACAGCGGCUACACAGCUGCAAAUGGCUGCUGCUGAGGUUGCAGCUGCUCCCUCUGUGUCUGCAAAGCCCCGAAGGCCUAAACCAUCACAGCUCAGAGAAAUGAAUUUCUGGGCACCCACGUCUAUGUGAACUGCUGGUUCAGUCUCGCAUGACAACUGAAUAAAACUGGCUUCAUAAUGAGCAAAAACGGAUGCGUAUUCUAUCACUACGCGAUUCCGUAAAAUUUUACAAUGCUCAAUUGUUGUUACAAAGUUUCAUUUUGUUGUGUACUGGGUAUUGUUCUCAGUCGUAGCAAGGUGCCAACUCGGUUGUCUAUGCAUUCUUGGAAUUUUUUUUACCCUUCUGCGUAUCAAGUUCUGACGAGGCAUAUAUAUCGCCUUUACAUUGUCUGUAAAAUAUUUCGUAAUAUGUCUGUGUAAAUUACGUCCCGAGUGUCAGAUGUAUUCAGGUAUAUUAUUCAGGUGAUGACCUUCAUUUAGUUGUAAAACUUUUUGGGACCAUCGUUUUUGGUUCCUGGCUUCUUGGUGGCUUUAGGUUUCGUUCGUUUACCAUAUUAGCAUUUUUGCUCCGGGUAAGUGGAUUAUGUGACUUGAAUUACUUUUUUCAAUUUGUUGUCAAAUGUCAUCGAUACAACUACCUAGCAAUAAUCUCUAAUUAUACAUCCUGAAAUCGUCAACAUUUCAAUACAAGUUUAUUCUAAAGCUACAGAGCAAGCCCUACAUAAAUCUGUUCAAAUUUGACGUAGAUUUUAAGUGAAAAAAAUUAGUGUACUUGAUGGGACCUUAUAAUUAUAAGUCGCUUCAAUGUCAAAACAAAAAUUUAAUAUUACUUGUAAAAAUCGCAUAGUAUAUUGAGCUAUUGUUUCUUUAAGUUGAGCAGUAAAUUGACAAGUCGUUCAGAUUGUUAGAAAAUGUUUCCAUCCCAUU